AUGCCAAAGGACAACAAGAAAGCUAAGAAGGUUGACAAGAAGGCCAAGGUCGAAAAGGAGAAGAAGCCAAAGAAGGAGAAAGACCCAAACAAACCCAAAAAGCCAGCAUCAGCUUACCUCUUGUAUUGCCAAGAAGUCCGACCAAGUGUCAAAGAAAAGAAUCCAGAAAUGAAGCAAAAAGAUAUUCUUGGGGUCAUUGGGAAGAUGUGGAAAGAUCUUUCCGAGUCGGAGAAGAAGAAGUAUACCGAUAUGUAUGAUGCCAACAAAAAAGUCUAUGAAGAGCAAGUCAAGGCUGAUGAAGGAAAGGCAAAAGAGGACUGA
Entamoeba invadens IP1 is the source of this 321-nucleotide messenger RNA. RefSeq names its product high mobility group protein B3, putative. NCBI's taxonomy places the organism in Eukaryota, Evosea, Mastigamoebida, Endamoebidae. Bases 1 to 321 code for a protein of 106 amino acids. The record is from RefSeq and is a predicted model, not a curated record. The transcript has a single exon. Gene Ontology annotation, molecular function: DNA binding, bending.